AUGGUUCACACAGCGCUUGCCACGAUUGACGGUGCCUUCGAAGCUGUGAAGUACACAGCGCCAGAUCACUACAACGCCGAAUUCAGGCAAACAAAUAAGUGGCGCGGCCUUCCCGGGACACACUCCAACGAAAUUGACAUUGCAUGGCAUGAGAUCGAGCUUGGAGCAGGGGGCAUCCGGGUCACGGAAGAAGAAGUCAAAAACCUGAACAUGACCGAUUCGCCAGAGAUGCCGUUCCACAAAAUCCCCGAGGAUCAAGGUGGCGGAUAUUUGGCCAUGCUAGAGGUUUUUCAUUUGCUCCAUUGUCUGAACUCAUUGAGAAUGGGGCUAUUCUUCAACUACGACCACUACAAGUUUCUGGACGAGGGUGUCCCUGACGAAAACAUACAUUCCCACUUUGAUCACUGUAUCGACAUGCUGCGGAUGAAUCUGCAAUGUCAAGCCGACGUGACGCCGGCUCUCUUCGUCGACCCGCUCAACAACCCUUUGAGGCGAGAUGCUCUCCCAAACUGGUCCUCCAUGCACACUUGCAGAGAUUUUGAUGCUAUUUUGGAUUGGAACAAGCACGGCCCGAGAUCUGUGCGAUGGCGGGAUGCCGGGGCCAACCCAUCGUGGGAUCCCGCUCUCAAGGGAGCAGAACAGCCUUUCCCACCAGAGGGAGUUGACGAAGGCCAUCACCACUGA
Molecule: messenger RNA, 684 nt
Organism: Colletotrichum higginsianum IMI 349063
Lineage: Eukaryota; Fungi; Ascomycota; Sordariomycetes; Glomerellales; Glomerellaceae
Product: Tat pathway signal sequence
Exons: 4
Coding region: 1-684 (227 amino acids)
Biological process (GO): mycotoxin biosynthetic process
Source: RefSeq, a predicted model, not a curated record